Messenger RNA from Pestalotiopsis fici W106-1, 1527 nucleotides. RefSeq lists its product as uncharacterized. Bases 1 to 1527 code for a protein of 508 amino acids. The record is from RefSeq and is a predicted model, not a curated record. The transcript has 2 exons. NCBI's taxonomy places the organism in Eukaryota, Fungi, Ascomycota, Sordariomycetes, Amphisphaeriales, Sporocadaceae.
AUGAUGCUCACGUUGAAACAGCCAGUACAUUACGGGUAUCGUACCGUCCAUGAUCUUCCGACACCUCCCUCGACUUCCCGACCAUCACCCCCCGUGACCAUACAGGAAAAUCCCCAAAAGCCGUUGCCGCCUCUGCCCCGUAGGAACAGCCCUUCUACCAGAGACAUGUCAGCGCCUCAUCGUGGUCUGCCUUUGCCGGCCAUGACUCUGCCUCAGCCCAACCCGCCGCCGGCGUCUAGCCAUCCGCCUGGUCACGGGCCUGGACCGGGACCUGGGCCGAUGUCUCAUGUGCAACAGCCGCAAUCGCAGCCUCCGCUGCCGCCUUCUUCGGGUCAUUCGCUAGGUGCACUGCCUAUGGCACCCCAGUGGCAGGGUCAGGGAGCAGACGAACCCAUGAGGACAUGGCUAGUUGCAAAGGCGGAAGAGGAGAAGAGGAAACAGGAGGAAGAAAAGACGAGGCAAGAGACUCUGCGGUUAGAAAAACGGAGGCUCGAGCAUGAUAUGCUGCGUACAUGCCUGGACCGUGGGGUCCCUCCACCAAUGGUUCCAGUCAUGUUCCUCGGUAUGGCCGGAGGCAUGCUUCCCCAGGCCGCGCUGGAGCAAGCACAGCAGUAUCUGGCACAGCUUGGCCAUCAGCCUCAGUUGCCACCAGCACCAGGGCAGAUCUCGCCGGAUCACAUGAGGCGAGAUUCCCAAUCACAUGGAUACGGACCGUAUGCCGGGUCUGCUGGAGUUCCGUCCACGCCCGGAUCCGCACCUCAGACUGGUGGUUUUGUACCAUACCAAGGGCCUGCUUCACCGACCCGAGCCAGAGCACACACGUUGUCUGUAGCGGGAGCAAUUGGGCGGCCAUUGGGCAGUACACUGCCACGAUUAGCCACGGGGGAGUUGAUUACAGGGCCACAAGCGGGCCAACCCCAAGUACAUGGACAGCAGCUAUCGACCUCGCAGUCAGAGACACAGUCUCCUUCGAUCUAUUUUCACCACUGGCAACCGCCAAGUUCUCAGGGAGUUUCUACUCAGCCUGCGACACCUUCCGUCGACUCGCCCAGGAAACGAAAAGCCACUGGGCCACAGCAGGCGGCACCUCCUCCGAACACACAAGCCAGCAGAAGAUCUCCUCCCUUUGGUCACUCUUCCACCCUAGCAAAUCCACCUCAAGGGCGGCGGCGGGGGCACUCGCGGCAGAGGAGUGAUCUCUCGUCCUAUAGAUCGGCGGCGGGAGGUCGUGGCCGGGGGGACAGCUUCGGUCCGAGCAGGGCACUAUCCCCUGGUCUGGGCACUCCAGUCGAAGGCGUACCGCUCGAGUCAUCUGCGCAAGUGCGCACCGGCACACAUACAGUAUCCUCAAUGCUUUCAGAACAACCAUCACCACCCUAUACGGGCGAAUCAAGGACUCAACAACAUCAGCAGCAACAUGACCAAACUGGGGAAUCGGAUAGAAGACGCUCACCUAAUUCCGCUGACGAGCAAACGCGGACUGGAGGCGCAGCACGUCCGGCCAGCCGUACACGAGACGAUGAAUGA